UUUGGUGGGUUGGUUGGUUGGUGAAGGAUUUCAUUAUAUUUUACACGAUUCGUUCUCCUGUUACUUGCGAGAAUUCGAGUCUCUAAUACACAACUGACUGCAUUGCGAGACAAUAAAAAGACAUUUAUUUUGGAGUUGGUUUGGAUGGUCAGGUUUUUGUGGCAUGGCGAUGUUGGAUAGUUAAAUUCGCUGGUUAAAUUCCUAUUCUGCGCCGGAAAAACAGUAAUAAACUCUUGAAUCUGGAUAGUUCAAAAUCCAAAACUUUUUCUAGACUAAUGGUGGAAUUUUUGGUAAAAUCAACGGGUUAGUUAUACGGUUAAUACAAAGUUGCUUGCGAAGGGGAAAGCAGCUCUAAUUUUAUAGUUUCAUUAUCUUUCGAUCCUCUUGGUUAUCGGGUUAUCGUCUGCCGUCAUCAUUAGUCAUGAAACGUUGUAAAAAUGCUGACUAAUCAUCAGAAACGGCUGGAAUGACGAAGUUGACCAGCAACAUUGACGACAGCUUGUUUUUCGGAGUAGACGCUUCGCUUAUUUCAUCUGGAAGUAAGUAAUCGCCACCGCCAUUAACUGAACUCUACACAUCAGGAUAAGGGAAGUUUGAAAUAUUUUAAACCAAGCGCGAACAAAGCAGUUAAAAUGGACAUAGGAAUGGAGUUGGAUACUGCAACGAGCGACCUUAAUACACCCACACCGUCUACUGUACCAGCAAGUAAAGACGACGAUCCUCCUUCGCGACCUUCCCCCACCGCAUCCCCUGAAGAUAAGGUCAAGUGUGCCAUUUGUUUGGGAGAUUUGGUAAACCGGAGCUACAGUAAUUCGUGUAUUCAUCAAUUUUGUUUCGGCUGUCUUCUGGAAUGGUCAAAGGUUAAACCUGAGUGUCCAUUGUGUAAGAGUACGUUUAGAGUAAUCUACCACAACAUUCGAAGCAACGUCGACUUUGACGAAUACGUAGUGCCCACUCCUCCAACUCCUAUCCCAUCUUUGUCAAUUAGAGUUUCGUCAGGACGGUCGGAUCGCUCUCCUGAACUACUCAUCACGAGAGGAAAUCAUGAGUUUGAACUUCCUAAUUAUGGUGGCUUUCACUACAGGACUCCACCACUCUUCAGGGAUCCAAGGGUUUAUAGAUUGCAACUUGGUCAGUUCGGGAGCAGUCGAAAUGAUGCGAUCGAUGUAUUGCUUCAUGGGCAUCACGGUCACUCUAGUCAUUAUCCUCCUCCACACCCAAGCUCCGCCAGUUCUGUGUUUCAUGAAAAUCCAUUCAAUGAUGACCCUCCAGAAUUUUUUGGAGGCAUUCUUGAUUUGGCUGCUCGUGCGCCAUACAACCACUCGACUCGCUUUAGCGGUUAUCAAAGUAGACGCAGACGGUACGAUCGGAACCAAUGGGUUGCACCAUUCAGCUCUACGCUUAUGGUGGGUACCGUGUUUUUCCCAUCCGUGGAAUACUUUCAACAGCAUCCGGGCGCGAUAAGAAGAAUUUCUACGUGGCUCCACCGAGAACUUACCGUUUUAAUGAGUCUUGCUAGUUCAAGAACUCAGAUGGCAUACACUUAUGAUCUUGUGAUAUCUCUCCUACUCCGAUAUGAUAUACGAUCCCAGGACUUUCGAGAUUUGCUCAGACCUUACUUGGGAGCAAAAACGAAGCAGUUCCAACACGAAUUUUAUCAUUACGUAUUAUCUGGGAUGCGGAUGGAAGAAUUUGAUAACGUUGCCCAAUACCACUCGACAGGAGGUUCAUCUUCAGCAGUCAGGCCUGGUGAAAAUCCUCAUAAUGUGCAACCAGCCGUUGUUACAAUUGACUCUGAUGAUGAUACUCCAGAAAUUGUCAUUGAUGAUGAUGAUCCUGGUACCACAACUCAGAGCAGUAACCAUCAUCGGCCCCGUAGAUCACCCGGCAGGACUCAUUCUUCUUCCAGACGAAAUGGUGGUUCAAGUCGAAGAGGUCAUGAAUCUAGACACCGUAGUAGUGGUGGUGGUGGUGACAAUCAUUCAUCUUCGAGACCACUCAACUCUGGUGGAAGCUUCAACUUUCCUUCAAUUGAUAUCUCAUCAUCAGAAUCCACAGAACCAUUUAAUGCGUCAAGAUUGGACAUUGUUAAUGCAUUUAACGAAAUUGAUACGGAGGUUCAACGACUUCGUAAUAUUCAAUCCUCCAAUCGGUCGUCGAGAAGAUCACCCAAUGUGUCCCGUGAUCCAGAAAUGCCAAUUUUGGAACCACAAGUAGAUUUGAAUAAUUUGAGCAGUUCGGGAACUCCGAAUGUAUUUAGAAGAGCUCGCGACACAGAACCAACAACAACAUCACGACAUAUGUGGGACUUUAUUAAUGAUGUGGAUAUAAGUGAUAUACUUGAUGAACGACCUGGGCGUAGAUUCAUGGAUCUAGAACCUGAUGGUUCUUCAUAUCCACGCAUACCACAUCAUGAGACCGACAUGCAUAACUUGUUGGGAUUUUCUGCUCCGAGAGAAAAUCGUCCGCUAGGAAGCCCUGAUUUUCCCAUACUCCAAAUUAGGGAGAAUCGCGAGAGGAGACAUCGGGAACAGCAGCAGCAGGGACAACAUAAUUUAGCUGAAAAUGGGCAUACCUCAACGUCGUCUACCUCAAUGGAACGCCCAUCUUGCAUUCACAGCAGCAACACUAAUACCAACAAUGGCUCUGUGCAAAUACGAAUUUACCCUACUGCAGUGGACCUGUCACCAUUUGGACUUAAUCUAAGCAACAAUCGUAGUCGCUCUCCAGCCGGAGCCGCACGGCCACGCACUCCUGGACGACCUCCUUCACCAAUGAUGCCCGAUGAUGGCGAAUGUGAAUUUUUGGGGGUCCAUCCCAUUGUAAAAAAGCCACCAUUGGCAGUUAUUACACUUUCUUCGGAAGAUGAAAAUGAAGAUGGAAAUCAUAAUCAAACUUCAUUGCAGACUGAUAAUGUGAUUGAUGUUGAUCCCAUUCCGGGUACAUCAACUAAUCUGAUGCCACUAUCGGCUCUACCUUUUAAACGUCGAUACGUUGCUCCACCUCCAGAAUUGGAUGCAUUUCAAGCGGCUUUGUCUGCUUUGCCUACAGCCAACCUCGUAGAACGACACAUGGACUCUAUUCCUCCAUUCCGACAAAGACAUUCCAGUAAACAUAAAAAGAAGGAACGUUAUCGAAAUCCUGCCUUUGAGUUGCAUUCAUCUCCUCCUCACAAAUCUAAAAAACAAUCAUCUGAAAUUGAGAGUUUAGAAAGUACUGGAUGGUCACGAGCAGCAGCUUCUGCUAAGAAAAGGAAGCAGUCUGUUACCGCUUCAAAAUCCUCUUUGACUGGAAAAAAGAAGACUGUUAAUACUCGUUCUACUAAGGUUAAACCAUGGCUUUUAGUAGAACCCUCCGCAUCCUCAUCUCCAUCGAUGAACUCCGGCACUGAAUUAAAAUUGGACUCGUCCGCUGAUAGUGAUAGUGACUUUGACGUCUUUGCAUCAAGAAUCAAAAGCAAGAAGCAAAAGUCCCCAAAGAAGAAGACUAAGAAGUCUAAGAAAUCAUCAAAGUGUAAAAGUAAAAAAGGAUCGAAAAGAAGCAGCAGCCGUACAAUGUCUUCCUCAAUGUUGAAACCUGAAAAGCAUGCAACUUCUUCCACUUUCACCAACAAUCCUGCUCUUUCUGGUUCUAGUUCUAACAGGCUGAAAUCUGUGGUAAUGAAGGUGAACAAGGGAAAAAAGAGCAGUAAAAUUAAGUUGACGCCCUCGCUUAUAUUUACGUCGUCUGAAUCGUCCUCCAGUGACGAGAAAACGUGUCGUAGUGUGAUGUUUGACGGUGGUAUGGUUGCAAGUAGCAGUGGGUCAUUGACAACAGCAUCAUCUUCCUCCGCUACUACCAUCGUGGGUGGGACCUCAGGAUCUAGUCAAAGCCAAGAGAUUCAAACCCCAUCUUCUGCAUUAGACCUGUCAUCAACAGGAACGAAUUCAAAUCACUUGAGCCCAUUUCUCGGACCAAUUUCAACCAGUAUCAUGAAGAGAAGAAUUUUGUCUCGUCGUUGGGAAUCGGAUGAUGAUGACAACGACGAGCAAGAAGACAAAAUACUGAUUUCUGAGAACAAUGACGAGGCUUCGGAUUCUGGGUCCGUGGGAAGAUUCAAUGAACACCAAGACGACCCGGAUAAUAGUGAUGAUAGUGAUUUUUCUAUUGCUCACCACGGCUCCAGGAAUCACAAACGGCUACGAAUUGAUGGCGACGAUGAUGAUUUUUGAGGAAUGAUCACAAAGCUGGCUACGGAGAUGUCUUUAUCUGACUGAAAUGCAGCUGGCGAAUCUUCUCGGAACAAGACUGUGUACACAGGUACAUUCAUUUAAAAUAAUAUACUUCCUACUUAUCCGAUAGCGUUUACACCCAUUUAAAAUAUUUGUGUUGCAUUUACGAGAUUUAAGUUUUCGGUUUAUAUUAUAUUUACUAUAUUUACUGAAAUUAAAAGAGACAUAUGUGGUAAAAUAUAGACGUGAAGUAAUAAUAUUUAACUGAUAAUUUAGUGACAAUGAAAAAUCAAAGUGUACAUAUUAAUACGAAAGUGGUGUGAAAGAUGUUAAUAAUAUUAACGAUCUUAUUUUCGAACGGGCGUAAUAUUGUGAUUUUAUUUAAAGCAUUUUAAUCAUGAAAAAGCACAAUAAAGACGUUAUGAAUC
Folsomia candida is the source of this 4639-nucleotide messenger RNA. RefSeq lists its product as uncharacterized. The transcript has 13 exons. The record is from RefSeq and is a predicted model, not a curated record. Gene Ontology annotation, biological process: protein monoubiquitination; protein polyubiquitination. The coding region runs from base 633 to 4211 and encodes 1192 amino acids. Gene Ontology annotation, molecular function: ubiquitin protein ligase activity; metal ion binding. NCBI's taxonomy places the organism in Eukaryota, Metazoa, Arthropoda, Collembola, Entomobryomorpha, Isotomidae.